AUUUGACUUAUUUAUAGUCACUAACCUUUAAAUUUUUAUUAUAGUUGAAAGGUGGUCACUAUUUGGUAGUGAAACACCAAACUUGCAAAAGUUUGCCAUGAAAGUAUUAAGCCUAACUUGUAGCUCAUCUGGAUGUGAGCGAAAUUGGAGUGUGUUUGAACACAUUCAUUCCAAAAAGAGGAAUAGGCUUACACUAUCGCGUCUCAAUGAUCUAGUUUACAUUAAGUACAAUAGAACAUUGAAACGUCGUUAUGAUGCUCGUGAUCUUAUUGAUCCAAUUCGCUUGGAUAACAUAGAUGAUUCAAAUGAAUGGUUAGUUGGAUGCCCCGAAGAUCAAGAUGAUGAACUAGUAUAUGAGGAUGAUGAUCUUACUUGGGGUAGCGUUGCUACGACAAUUGGAGCGGACGAGAGUAUCUAUCAUCUUAGGGGACUCUCUUCAAGAUCAACAGUACUUGACAAGGGCAAAGGAGUACAAAGUACAUCUACAAGUUCAUCUUCAAGUAGGACUCAGACACUAAUUGAUGAAGAAUACGAGGAGUAAGAAGAUGAAGAGCAAUAUAAUGAUGUAGAGGAUUUUGAUCUUCAAGAGUUGGAUAAUUUU
Messenger RNA from Solanum lycopersicum (tomato), 601 nucleotides. Lineage: Eukaryota; Viridiplantae; Streptophyta; Magnoliopsida; Solanales; Solanaceae. The record is from RefSeq and is a predicted model, not a curated record.